Molecule: messenger RNA, 6034 nt
Organism: Myxozyma melibiosi
Lineage: Eukaryota; Fungi; Ascomycota; Lipomycetes; Lipomycetales; Lipomycetaceae
Exons: 3
Coding region: 215-5665 (1816 amino acids)
Biological process (GO): anaphase-promoting complex-dependent catabolic process; protein K11-linked ubiquitination; metaphase/anaphase transition of mitotic cell cycle
Cellular component (GO): anaphase-promoting complex
Molecular function (GO): molecular adaptor activity
Source: RefSeq, a predicted model, not a curated record
CUUCAUGUGAAAAGAGUGAAUUAGACUAGAUAUGGGUAGAAAGAGAGAUCAAGCUGCUGCUCAAGAAAUCAACACCACAGCUGAGGGCACAUACUUUAAACCUUAUUCUGUAUAACAAACGCGCGCAAGCAGACGCGUUCAUAUAAACAGAACACACAAGCCUCUGUUCUCACCCAUACACCUCAGCCAGACUGCAGAUCCACAUGCGCGCGUUAUGACCGAAUUAAUGGCAAGGAAUGGCAUGGACGGUAAAACCGUGCUUAUCCGUGCGCGCGGGCGGGGGCCGGUGAAGUGUCCUGUGGGUUCGCCUGUGAGCCCGUUUAUACUGGAUCGGCCGCUGGAAGCGAUUGAUGUUGAUCCGAGGAGAAGUGGGCGGACUACAGCGACCGGGGUCGGGAAGAAUGGAGUGGAAAAGGAUGGAAAGCUGCUGUUUUGGAAGAUACUGCCGAACGAAGAGAAGUUGGUUGUGAAAACACAUGCGGUGGAGUGGUUUGUCGGCGGGGUGCUCCACAGACGAUUUGGAUUCCAGCACGAGACCGUCACGCAUGCAGUGUUUACUUAUUUCGAGGACCCCGCGAGACCAGGGAAAGCACAUCCGCCGGUGAACAUCAAGGGGAGACUGAACAUCCCGAAUCCAAACAGACCAGCGCAGAUGUUUCAGAAACGGGCAAUCGUCAUCUUCAUCCACGACUUUGCACACAUCUAUUUCGUCUCGGGAGCGCAUUAUAUUGCCAGUAUCCCCUUCGCCGUCCGUCAAGUACUAGCAACCGACCGAGGCUUGCUUAUAGAAAGAGCGGUUCCCGAACAAGAUGCAAACCUGUUCCCCUCGAGCUUUCUAAAUCCUGCGUCGAUUCCACAGCAUAAUAUCCCCAGUUUGCAAAACAUGCCGCGGUUUUUUUCGCUAUCGGAUCCGUUGAUGGAGUUGGGGCUUGUUACCAAGAUGUCUGGGUAUGGAAGCUCUUUGUCUGAUGCUCAGUUUGCUGCCUCUGAACACCUUGUGUUUGUGUCUGAUCGGAUACAGCGGCCUCCUCAGCACGCGCUGCUCGCGGCAACAUACGAUCCUUCCACAAAAAUGCUCAAUAUCUAUCAAUUUUCCUACGUCUCUAACGACGGCAACGCUCCCGCCCGUCGAAGGACAAUGUCUCGACGGAGGUCAUCUAUGCUGCACUCACUCAAUGAGGACAUCUCAGCUGUCGACAGCUCUCUUCCUCUCGAGACGCCUGGCAAUCGACGGGUUUCGGCUUCGAGACACGAUACCUCGCUGCAGGUUGACCGGAUGGGUGCUGCUGGACUUGAGAUACCAGAUGGGGUCAGCGGCGGGUCUUCGACUGCCGGGCUUUUCUUGUCGUGGUGGUACGAUGUCGAGACGUUGAAGCGCGAAGUGGAGUUUUCGCUCAUCGAAGCUUUUCCUUUUGAUUGUGAAAGUGCAGAGCGAGGAGUUGAUUACACGGAUAUCAAGGCAUUCAACUUAGUUCAUCAAGAUCAGAAGAAGCAGACGCUAUGCUUUUUGAACAGGGCCGAAUCAGUUUUGUUUGUUCUCACGUUCUCCUUAGAGGGUCAUCGUCUGCGAUUUGAGAACUCGACCAAACUAAACGCUCUGGAUGCUGCGCCUCUUUGCGAUACAACCAAUGUCUCGGCGUCUUUAUAUUCUAGACGGCCAUCGAUCUUCGUCGUUGUUCCGGAUCGUACAGCAGCGAUAUUCGAUCCCAUAUUGCAGCUGUGGUCUCCCCAGGUUGCCUUGCGAGGCGCAAUUCUAUCGGUAGAUCAGAUCUCGGACGCAAAGGUCUCAAUCCAGAUGAUGAACACAGAGAUCUACGAGACUGAGAUCGUUCUCUACCCGCGGCCGCUAUACAUUCAAAAGGCAGCACAGAUUAUCGAGACGAUGAUGACGCCUGCCCAGCAGGCUGUCUUUGAGUUUUAUUUCUCUGCCGCGUUGCAUCGCUUGGAAGCGAUCAGUGACGAAGUACCGGUACACAGCGACUGGAAAGCCUUUGUGAUCUCCCUUCUCGUAUUCUGGAUCGGUCCCGGAUCGACGCUCGAGAUGCCUUCGAGCGGGACCGAGCGCACGUUUGAGAAUUUCAUGGAAAGACAGGUAAAUGCUACUGCUUUCAACACCAGUCCGACGCCGUACAGCUCUUGGCCUAAACUAGACCCAACGUCUACUUCUGCGCAGAAAUGGUUUCUGGCCGAGUAUGUGAACGAGGCCGUACUCCUUGCCAACGAAUUCAAGCAGCAGUACGCGCCCGACGCGUCCGCUUGCUCGCCAAACACACGUGCAUAUAUCACAGUUGCUCUGCACCUCUUUGUCGAGGAACUCAAGCUAGAUAUUGUGUGCUUCGAGGCGAAAAUGAAGAUUUCUACGCUUAUGGGGCAGUUGGUGCGGUGGUUGGGGUGGGAUGAUGAAUGGCGGGAGGCUUAUAUCACGUCAGGCGUCACGUACGACGAAGUAUGCCGCUUUCCUUCACAGAAAAUCUUGUCUAGUCCACCGGGUAUCUUUAGCACUAUGUACGAGGUCCUGACAACGUUCAACGUGCCUCCAAUGCCUACGCUCUACGACCUAUAUUCACAACAGGAAUGGGAUCCCGCAGCAAGACCUCAGCUGACAAACAAAUACCUAACAUCGCUACUCCCACGAUCGUCGUUCGUCUCGGGCAUGUUCAAGAUCCUGGCCAAUCCCGCCAAGGAGUCGAUUUAUCGCGACAUCAUCGAGUACAUUUUCUCGUCAAUCGAGAUUCCCAGCCCAUCACCCUCCACCAGAUCCGAACGAACUCUGCUCCCAACGCACGCCACGACUACUAACCGCGGCCGUUUACUCAAUGACGAGAUCGAGCGGUAUCCAGAAUGUUUUGUGGUGCUAUUCCGGGAAGCGAUUUUGUGGUGCCAGGAGAAUACGCCUAUUGAGUGGGGUGUGGAUCUGCUUGAAUUUAUCGGGCGGCGGGAUCUGAAGAAGUUGGUGGAGACUGCGGAUCAAAGCGAGCAGACUCUGAGUCAGAUCACCGGGCAGCACCGACGCAAUCGUGGACGCGAACAUCCGCGAGAGAUGGUACAUAUUGCGCAAUCUAUAACAUUAGAUACAGACUCAACAGGUCCGUGGGAUGGAUCACUAGAAGCCGAUCACGCGCUUCUUUCUCGACUCAUAUUUCGAGAGGACAGACGGUUAUCUGAAGUCCAGAAGAUGCUGCAGACCACGCGAAUGCAGUCCGAAAAGUUCGAGUACAGUCAACUGUCCUCCACUUUCAACGAAGCAGAUAUGCAUUCUGCGCAGCAAGAGCUUGCAAGAAUGGUUGGCACGCGCACGUUGGCGGUACCGGUUGGCCGGGGCGCGAUUCUGUAUUGUGCGAGAGUGCCGUUGAUGACGGAGAAGUUCCCGAUUCCAAAGAUGAAUUUCAACAUUUUGAUGAAACCUAGUAUGGCGACGAUCACUGUCGACAAGCACUUGCUGACGGAGGAAAAUAUUUCGUGGGGAUUGUUUCACAACGGCGUUGCUGCGGGUUUGAGUGUUGCGAAGGAUGCGAAGGAGAUCACGGGAUCGUGGAUAGUGUACAACAAGCCGGCGGCGCUGAGUUCGCAGCAUGCCGGGUUCCUGCUAGGUCUGGGACUGAACGGGCAUCUGAAGAAUCUAGCAGAGUGGCAUAUAUACAACUAUCUGCGUCCGAAGCAUACGCACACGUCGAUCGCGCUGCUGCUGGGAAUGUCGGCGUCGUAUCUGGGGACGAUGGAUCCGAAGAUGACAAAGGUGCUGUCGGUGCACGUGGUUGCUUUGCUGCCUUCGGGGUCGGCGGAUCUGAACAUUAUGAGAUCGAUGCAGACGGCGGGGAUUAUGGGCGUCGGGCUGCUGUACUACAACUCGAGGCACCGGCGAAUGAGCGAGAUCUUGAUAUCUGAGAUUGACCAGCACAAUGCGUCAGGAGUGUUGCGAUCUGCUCACGGGAACCGGUACUCAGAUAGCUCAGCUAAGCAAGCACAGAGCAAUAUGCAGAACGGCAGUGCGACGGAUGGAUCAGACAUCUCAAAGGAUGAAGGCUAUCUGCUUGCGGUAGGGUUUGCACUGGGCUUGAUCAACAUCGGAGCCGGAGCGGAAGGAAGCGAGAUUGGCAGUCUGACGGACUUGCAUCUGAUGGAACGGUUACUGGCGAUCAGUACGGGGACUACCGGGAGCAAUGGCGGAGGCGUGAACGGGUCGUAUGUUGGAGGGGGUGGCGUUGCAAGCCGGGCGUCUACGCAGAAGCAUCAUCUGCUUGAUCGAUGCGCGUCUGGGAGUAUCAUGGCUCUGCUGCUGAUAUAUCUCAAGACGGAGAACGAGGGAGUGGCGCAGAAGAUUGACGUUCCAGAGACAGAGAUGCUGUUUGAGUAUGUUCGGCCGGAUUUGCUGCUGCUCCGGACGCUUGCGAGCCGGCUUAUAAUGUGGAGCACGAUCGGUAAGGACAUGGAGUGGAUCAUGACGAGCAUUCGACCAUUCCUGCGGACGCGUGCGAAUCUACAGGAUAUCGUCGAUCUUGACAGUGAUGAUCUGCCGCUGCUGAAUAUAGUCUGCGGGUUAUGCUUUGCAAUGGGCGUAAGAUACGCGGGGUCGGUUGAUGCGCAGGUCAAGCAGACGCUGAUUUAUUACUUGGAUCACUUCAUGCGGCUGUGCUCGCUGCCGGCGAAUACGCACGACCAGCGGAUGACGAAAGCAACUGCUCGGACAUGUCAGAGCGUGCUGGUGCUCGCGGUGUCGGUGGUGAUGUCUGGGACGGGGGAUAUUGAUGUGAUGCGGCGGAUACGGAAGCUGCAUGGAACGGUUGACGCGUUUGUGAGUUAUGGAUCCCAUCUGGCGAACCAUCUUGCGCUUGGCAUCUUGCUGCUUGGAGGAGGGGAGUAUUCUAUUGAUACCGGAGGUACGAGGAGCAGCAGGCCGGCAGCUGAGACUGAUGGGUCUCCAGAGCCAGCCAGUGACGAGAAGCGAGCGGAUGGGGAUGAUAUGGGGUAUCUUGCUACGGCGGGACUGAUUAUUGCGCUAUACCCGCAAUUUCCCAAUGACGUGCUAGACAACCAGGUGCAUUUACAAGCAUUCCGUCAUUUCUGGACGUUUGCGUGUCAACGGCGGUGUCUUGUUGUUCGGGAUAUUGAGACGUUGAGCCCGGUGGUGAUGCCAAUUACAGUCAGUUGCAAGAAAGACAGAGACUCUGAGGAGUUAGUGCAGAGACAACUUACGGCGCCUUGCUUACUGCCUCCGCUGGACACGAUAGCGUGGCUGAAGACGACGUCGCCUGAGCACUGGCCAGUGACGCUAGACUUACAAACCAACGAAGCGCACAGAAAGGCCCUCUCUCAGAGCUUGACGAUAUACACCGAGGACCGCAAGAGCGGGCAAGUACGCCGGCGCAAGGACGGCGCGGUUCCGUUUGGCGACGUGCUGCGCGGGCUCGGGCCACCGCUGCUGGGAGAGAUGGCGGCGGGGACGGGAGUGCCGGCGCGAGGAUGGAGUGAGGAGGAGAAAGUGCGGGCGUACGCGGAGACGCUGCAGCGGGGAUGGAGCGGGCUUGCGCCGGCAGUGGAGGGGUCGAGCGCGGUCAUGAAGUUGCUCGAGGUGGGACUGCAUAGUGAGAUGGAUCAGGCUGAGAAAGCUUUGAUAGUUCCCCCUGGAGGUGAGAUUUGUUUAUCCUGUUUUGAUAUUUUUUUUUAAUCUGCGUUACUUGUUGCAGACUGCUAACUUCGAGAUAGUGCACACGCGACGGCCUCAGAUUGAGUCUACGAGCGCCGACAUAGCGGGGAUGCUAGCAGGAUUCAUAGAAAGCCCCACAUCGGUGGACGACCUCUGGAAUGUUAAAGUGGCAGUCGCGGGUUUCCCCAGAUGGGCAGAGUCAGCGGGUGCGCUGGAGGCUGUCUCGACAGACUCGACCACUAUCAAGACUACGGAAGCAGGACGGCCGCUGGUAUUCGUGCCGCGCGAGACGGUCGAGAGAUUGAAGGUCGGUAUAUGGCGAAUGCGGCAGAUGGCUGCGGACCAGAAUUGAUCAUAUUGCGGAUGUAUAUAUAUCAUUAUCAGGGAAGA